AUGGAUCAAUCCAUCAUCCGCAUCUCCAAGGUUUGGCCGCUUCACAAGUCGGUUUGCAGGCCCAUUGCUGUCGCUUGCCGUGAUGUCGACGUUCGUAAUGUCAGGGCUCUGAUCAUGGGCCCGCACGAGACUCCCUAUGAAUUUGGGUUCUUUGAGUCAAACUAUCCUUCAAAGUCCCCCAAUGUUCAGGGCAUUACGACGAAUGGAGGGCGCUGUCGAUUUAACCCCAAUAUCUACUCAAGUGGCAAAGUUUGUCUGUCGAUCUUAGGCACAUGGAGAGGGGAGCGCGGUGAAGAAUGGUCAUCAGCGCAGGGGCUCGAGUCGAUAUUGUUAUCAAUACAGAGCUUAAUGUCAGCAAACCCUUAUGAAAACGAACCUGGGUUCGAGAAUGCGAAUGAAGCAUCCGAUAAACAAGCUCAAAAGCACUACGUCCAAAAGAUACGACACGAAACUUUGAGGAUCUCUGUUAUUCAACGUCUCGAAGGGUACCUGGGACUGCAACCCAAUGGCGCCAGUGCGCCCUCCGAAAGCCUGGAUUCCAACGAUUUGGACUAUGACGAGCAGCUAGAGGAGGCCAACAACCCCUUUGAGCCGUUCAAGGACCUUUGCAAACGUCGGUUUCUUUGGUAUUAUGAUUCAUACAUGGCUGCUGUGACUCAAAGUAAAUCUGAGGUGGAAGUUCUGCAGCCGUUUGUCAGGAUGCCCUUCGAGUCCCCGGGGUCCAAUUCGAUGGAUGGCCGUUUCAACUAUCCGGAGCUCGAGCGUAGGCUCAAAACCAUUAAAGAAACGCUUGAUGCGGAAACAAACCGCUGGGCAGAAGAGGGUCUCACAUCUAAGGCAGGAGAGUCGACAGUGGCCGUCAAUUUGCAGCAUCAAUUUGACCAAGUGUCGGCUUACCUGAAGCGGGGCGAUAUGCCGCACAGCGUGGUCCUGGAAAAUAAUAAUCCUUUUGUCUGGUUGAUUACAUACUUUGGAAGGCCGAUGACGAAUCUCGAUGGGGGACUCUUCCGCAUCAGAAUGACCUUUAGCACUCGGUUUCCAAAUGAGCAACCACGAGUCAAGUUUGAGACAAAGAUUUUCCAUCAUCUUAUUGCGGCUGAUGGAACGGCAUGCUACAUCCCUAACCCGAUGAGGGUAGAGGACGUCAAGUCUCACAUCGACGCCAUCUUCGAGAUGCUUGAAGAAGAUGAGCCAGCAUAUGACCCAAGGAAGAUUGUCAAUCCCGAGGCUACUAAGAUGUUCUGGGGAAACAAGCCGGAGGACAAGAAGCAGUACAACCGCCGGCUACGGAGAUCAGUACAGCAGAGCAUGGAGGAAUUCCCCGAGUGAUUGAUUAUUUCUCUUGAGAACAAAGUAACCAUUUAGCGUGCCGUUCUUCACCUGUUGUUCCUGUUUUUCUUCAAGGGUGCAUCCUGCGAUAAGGCUUUGGCGGCGUUCCAGCAGACCUUUUUUUUUUCCCUUGCCCUUUGUGCUUUGUUUCCCUUUUUUUCUCUUGGACGGGUAGUUGGGCUUUAUGGUGCGCCUAGUGACUCAUGGGCGUUUUACCUUCAUUCGAUAUUUCUAGAUGGCGCUGGGGGAGGGAACAGACCAGACUGAUAUUACCGCCCGUGGCGUAUGACUUCACCAUUAACCAACAGCUUGAGAGGGCGUUCAUCCCAUCAAGUGAUGCACUCAAAGCCUAUGAGUAUGAGACACGUUUGAUAUGCCGCCAUCUUGGUUCACACUGAUGCGUCAUCACUAUCAUGUACCCUAUUGGAGGGGAAAGGCAACUCUUAGCUAUAAAAUAGAGUUGACUGGUUCGGUCAUUUCUUCUG
Messenger RNA from Trichoderma virens Gv29-8, 1814 nucleotides. RefSeq lists its product as uncharacterized. The coding region runs from base 1 to 1329 and encodes 442 amino acids. The record is from RefSeq and is a predicted model, not a curated record. The transcript is spliced from 8 exons. Lineage: Eukaryota; Fungi; Ascomycota; Sordariomycetes; Hypocreales; Hypocreaceae.